This is a messenger RNA of Penicillium alfredii, 1011 nucleotides long. RefSeq lists its product as uncharacterized. The coding region runs from base 1 to 1011 and encodes 336 amino acids. The record is from RefSeq and is a predicted model, not a curated record. NCBI's taxonomy places the organism in Eukaryota, Fungi, Ascomycota, Eurotiomycetes, Eurotiales, Aspergillaceae. The transcript has a single exon.
AUGAUUCUCCACGGAAUUUUGAGGGUGCUUCUCGCCCUCUUCAUCGCCUCAGCCGAUGCCCACUCAUGGGUAGAAGAGCUCACAGUCAUUGCACCAAAUGGGACUUUCAUCGGAGCCCCAGGAUAUGCGCGAGGCAAUCACCGUCGUACCGAUUCGGGGUUCAGCGACACCACCAUGACCUAUCUGAUCCCGCCAGGCUCAAGAGCCAACGUGACGCAGAUUCUCCCCACCGACAAAAUGUGCAAGGACACACAACAAAAACAAACCCAGACCGACGGGAGCCCGCGACUCAAGGCCAGCGCUGGCGCUGCAAUCGCACUUCGCUUCCAGGAGAAUGGCCAUGUCACUCUACCCCAGAACCAGCCCGGCAAACCACCGAACCGGGGCACCGUGUAUGUCUACGGGACGACGAAGCCAAAGACAGACGAGAACCUCCUGGACAUCCACGGCGUCUGGAACCGAAAGGGCACCGGAGGGGAUAAACGAGGGAUACUUCUCUCCAAACAGAACUUCGACGAUGGCCAGUGCUACCAAAUCAACCCGAGCAAUAUCUCCGUGCAUCGCCAGGAAAAGUACCCCCACACGGCCAACCAGCUGAUGGGCGCGGACCUCUGGUGCCAGCAAGAUAUUCGACUGCCUGCCAUCGCCCCGGCCGGCAAGCCAUACACCCUCUACUGGGUGUGGGACUGGCCCACUGCCCCAGGUGCCGAUCCAAGCUACCCCCAGGGCAAAAAGGAGAUCUACACAACGUGUAUGGAUGUGGACGUGGUGGACACCGCCGCCAACCGCGUGAAGGUGGCAGGUGGCUAUGCCAGCGACCAGGAUAUCAACAAUGCCGCGAUCUAUGCACAGUUCGCGGAGCUGGCGCAGACGAGGUCUAGUAUCUCAUCCAUGACUUCCUCUGCGCCUUCAGUUUCGACCCCGAUGGCUGCCAUCCGAACCACCACGGUGACGACUUUGAAGACCGUGGUGAGGACCGUGCAUGACGGUUGCCAGCCCACUGGAAAAUAG